AUGUUAUCCAUGAACGAUCCAAGCAAGGAGAAAGAUGAGAGGAAAUUGUACAGCUGGGAUGAGUCACCAUAUGAGGACAUUCGCACACACGCAGCGCUUAUCAGAGCCAAAGCGCUUUGUCCAGUAACGCAAAAACCAGUCAAUUUCGUAUGCCCGUAUUCGGGAAUACCCACACAUGCAUCAAAAGAAGCUUGGGAAAAUGAUACUGAAUACCAUGCAAAGAAGAAAUACAACCUUUUAAAAAAAGUCAACUUGUACGAACAUGAUUUGAGAUCUGGGAGAAAAUUUGAGGAGUUUGCAUUUCCAGGGGAACAAGAGAGAGAUUUUAUGAUCAACAUGAGUGAUUGGGAUUCAUUCUUUUACACUAGAGACUUUCCACCAAUGAAUGAUGAGUUCAAUUUGGCAGCAGCCACCAAGGUUCUCACAUACCCGAUGACUAUUGGAUCCAUUUUGUACAAAUUUUCGCCGUAUCAAAUUGAGCCCAAGGGUCCAGUUACUGUUGAGGGAGCUAAAUCGUUGGGGGCGUUGCGGUAUACGUUGUACCCUCCCUACCAGAAGUCAGUUGAAGGGGUGACGCAUUUCAAGGAAAGACCAAUGAGGAUAUUCCUUUUGGGCCCUAGAAUGGAAUCCAUGUUGCCUGGAUACGUAUGGAAACAAUUUGGGUACUUGUUCCCCAAAAGCAAGUUUGAAAUACACUUGAUUGGUCCAGAAUCAUAUUACGACAAGGAAACAAGAUCGUUUGCGCCUGUUAUCACCCCCAGUGGAAAACCAUUGGUUGAACGAUUCGAUGACCAAAUCACUAUCCAUCACCACCCUCAAUACUUUAAUGAACUUUACGACAUGGGCGACCUAUUCCCCUUUGACCCUUACUUGGAUGUUUUCUUCCUUUUCCACCCUGGCUUUCAAACUGCUGAUCAUAUACACUGGGACAAGUCAUUGAAAGGGUUAUUGGAGUCGAAAUGUCCAAUUUAUGUUACUGGUUUCCAUGAAGAGGAUAUUCAAAAGGAAAUUGACUGGUUGAAGCAGCAUCCACUUCAUGAUGAGAUGGACUGGCUCAUGCAGAAAUCAGACAACAAGUUUGCUUGUACAAAAUUGGAUCUUGUUGAUGCCAAUCCUACAGAGACUUUCAAUUUGAACAGUCAAAUCUUUGGGUUCAGGGGUAAGAGAUAUCAUGCCAUCAAGGUGUGA
Messenger RNA from Lodderomyces theae, 1188 nucleotides. It is a transcript of the gene MSS51, whose product is annotated as Mss51p. The record is from RefSeq and is a predicted model, not a curated record. The transcript has a single exon. Gene Ontology annotation, cellular component: extrinsic component of mitochondrial inner membrane. Bases 1 to 1188 code for a protein of 395 amino acids. Gene Ontology annotation, biological process: mitochondrial respiratory chain complex IV assembly. NCBI's taxonomy places the organism in Eukaryota, Fungi, Ascomycota, Pichiomycetes, Serinales, Debaryomycetaceae.